This is a messenger RNA of Xenopus laevis (African clawed frog), 553 nucleotides long. Its product is annotated as serine/threonine-protein kinase 3/4-like. The transcript has 5 exons. NCBI's taxonomy places the organism in Eukaryota, Metazoa, Chordata, Amphibia, Anura, Pipidae. The record is from RefSeq and is a predicted model, not a curated record. The coding region runs from base 34 to 390 and encodes 118 amino acids.
AAGAGUUCGAGCACGGAAGGAACUCUAACAUAUAUGGCACCGGAGGCACUUGCCUGUAUGAGAAAGAAGAACCUUGACUAUGACCACAAGGCGGACAUCUGGUCAUUGGGAGUGUCAGCCCUGGAAAUGGUAGAAGGUUAUCUCCCAUACAGACAGCUCAGUAAACAUCAGCUGAUGAACCAGAUUCUUUUUGGUCCUGCUUUAAGACCAACCUGGGACAAAUGGAGUGAAGAAUUCAAUUUCUUCAUCCAAGAAUGCGUGCAGAAAAACCCAGCAAAAAGACCAAGCGCACGGCAGCUUCUCCAUCACCCCUUUAUCAGCAACCUGUGUGAUGAAGCAGCUGUGAAGAGGAGCAUUGCAAAACAACUGCAAAGAGGCUGGAAGAACUGAAGACCUGAGGCAGCCAUCGGGGGGAGGGACGGGGGCACCGGGGCCCAUUUGUCAUCUUUGGGCCCCACUAUAACAUCUUGGUCCCCGAUGGCAGCCGACAUGAAAGAAAUCAGAUCACAACAUCGAUCUGUUUGUAAAUGACUAAUAAACAUUUGGCAAUUUG